CUGUUUCUCCUCUCCUCUCAUUAGUUCUUGGCUCAAGAUUUAUCGAUUUAGCGAGUAAGCGGCGUGUAGAGAUCAGAGAUGGCGGCACCAUUCACGUUGAGGAAGAUCGGAGUUCCGCCGAACUCAGCGAACCUGACGGAAGCUCGCCGCCGCGUGUUCGAUUUCUUCAGAGCUGCGUGUAGAUCCAUCCCCACCAUCAUGGACAUUUACAAUCUCCAAGACGUCGUCGCGCGUUCUCAGCUCCGCUUCGCAAUCUCUGCUCAGAUUCGUAACAACGCUCACGUCACCGACCCUAAGGUGAUUGAUCUUCUUCUGUUCAAGGGAAUGGAAGAGCUGACUGACAUAGUUGAUCACGCAAAGCAGCGUCACCACAUCAUCGGUCAAUACGUGGUGGGCGAAGGGCUCGUGCAGAACACCGGAAGCAAGGAUCAAGGGAAGUCUGAUUUUCUCAAGAAUUUCUACACCAGCAACUACUUUUGAACUGUUGAUUGUUUUCUAAUGCUACCAAGUCUCUCCAGCACUGUAUUUUUGAUUCCUUAGGAAGUCUUUCUCUUCCUGAAAAUAAUUAGUAGUACCUUUCGAUUUGUUCGAGUCCUUUUUAAGUUUUAUCUGUGGCAGUCUCUGCUGUGCAAAUAUUGCUAUGAUUUCAAGAUACAUAACUCUCAGUUUAAAUUGAAUUUGUCUGUUUGGCUUA
This is a messenger RNA of Brassica oleracea var. oleracea, 694 nucleotides long. Its product is annotated as NADH dehydrogenase [ubiquinone] 1 alpha subcomplex subunit 6-like. The transcript is spliced from 2 exons. Gene Ontology annotation, biological process: response to oxidative stress. The record is from RefSeq and is a predicted model, not a curated record. Lineage: Eukaryota; Viridiplantae; Streptophyta; Magnoliopsida; Brassicales; Brassicaceae. Bases 79 to 480 code for a protein of 133 amino acids.